AUGUCAUUUCCUCCGCCAAACCGCACCUAUCAAGUUCGAUUCGAGCCCCAGAUCCCCAUCCGGGAGAUCCUUUCUCGUCCAAACCCCAGUCUUGACGUUCAGGGCAAUCUGGGAGCUCCCAGACAGGAUCCUACAGCCGUCAAUGUCUUUUCCUCACAAGUCACACUGUGGGCAGAUUUCAAUAUUGCAGCCCUUACCCAAGCGUAUGGCGACAUCAUGGCCCUUCGCUUGGCCACUGCCACCGAUGAUCAGCCACCUAUUCUAACCAUCAACUCCAUUGAGGACAUCAAGUCAAAGAUGUUCCAGGACAAAAUCUGGUCUCGGAUUAGGGAGCCAAUCGCCGUGGGCGCACGAGUCUUUCAAAGUCGCCUUAACGGACAGUCUCCCCCCGCCGUAGACAUGAUACCAGGCCAUUCUUUGCCCGGCAAUCGAACCUCCACAAUUUCACUGACUUCUGGUCAGAGCCGGACACCUCUGGUCGUUAGUUGCAUUGUGACAAGAUCGUGGAGAUCCGUUGACCUCACGAAUCCCACAAACGAUAGAGUCAUGCGUCCUAUUCGCCGCAUCGCGACCUAUUGUAUCUCGGCCCAGACUCGCUACGGCUUUAUCGCCACUGUCGAUGAGUUCGUUGUUGUACGCGUGAGCGCGAAAGGGUCCGGCACCGAGACACGAUACCAUGUCGAAUGGCAAGCCGUGCUCUGGAAUGCAUGCGGUCAGAAUGUCAUGACUGUCAGCAAAGCCUUGCUUUUCCUCACGAUGAUGAGCCUCAAUGAGCGCCAUCGAGGAGUGUGCUCCCUCGGGUCCGCGCGCCCACUGAAUCUCUGGCAGAGGUACAUAGGUCCCGCUGGGCCUUUCUACUGCCACCAUUUGUCCCUGCGGCAAUCCUUUACCCGUCCCGUCGGUGCCAUCAUCGAGGAUGGACCUCUAUUCUAA
This is a messenger RNA of Fusarium mangiferae, 933 nucleotides long. RefSeq lists its product as uncharacterized. The record is from RefSeq and is a predicted model, not a curated record. NCBI's taxonomy places the organism in Eukaryota, Fungi, Ascomycota, Sordariomycetes, Hypocreales, Nectriaceae. Bases 1 to 933 code for a protein of 310 amino acids. The transcript has a single exon.